GAACAACGCGGACGGCCGAGAUUCUUAGAUCCCGAAUCUAAAAGCAAAAGCCAUGCUGAGGGCCUCGGCGGCGGCAGCUCGCCCCGUCGCCUACCCCGCCCAAUGCCGCCGUUCCCGCCUUAAUAUCCCCAUCGCGGUCCGGUGCUCCGCGGAGAGAUCGUCCUUAUCCUCCUCCUCCGCCGCCGCCGCCGUGCGGUGCUCCGCGUUGGAGUUAUCUGCCGCUGCUUCUCCGGCGACGGAGAAGGAGAAGGGGCUGGCUGAGAGAUUGAGGAUGGGGAGUUUGCUUGAGGAUGGGCUCUCGUAUAAGGAGAGCUUUAUUGUGAGGUGCUAUGAGGUUGGGAUUAACAAAACUGCCACUGUCGAGACCAUUGCCAAUCUCCUUCAGGAAGUCGGGUGCAACCAUGCUCAGAGUGUAGGAUUUUCCACUGAUGGGUUUGCCACAACCACUACCAUGAGAAAACUUCACCUUAUUUGGGUCACCUCUCGCAUGCAUAUUGAGAUAUAUAAGUAUCCAGCGUGGGGUGAUGUUGUUGAGAUUGAGACGUGGUGCCAAGCAGAAGGAAAGAUUGGAACCCGACGUGAUUGGAUACUUAAGGACUUGGCUACUGGUUCUGUGAUAGGGAGAGCUACUAGUAAAUGGGUGAUGAUGAAUCAAGACACUAGAAAGCUUCAGCGAGUAAGUGAUGAAGUAAGGGAAGAAUAUCUCGUCUUUUGUCCAAGAACUCCUAGAUUUGCCUUUCCGGAGGAGGAUAACAGCAGCCUGAAGAAAAUCCCCAAACUCAAAGAUCCUGCACAACAUUCAAGAUCAGGACUUGUGCCCAGGAGAGCAGAUUUUGAUAUGAACCAACAUGUAAACAAUGUCACUUACAUUGGCUGGGUUCUUGAAAGUAUGCCCCAAGAGAUCAUUGACACCCAUGAGCUACAAACAAUCACCUUAGACUACAGGAGGGAAUGCCAGCAUGAUGACAUGGUUGAUUCCCUUACUAGUUUGGAACUGGCAGGCGACAGUGAAGAACUUCUACGUUCUGAUGGCACCAAUGGCUCUGCCACUAUUAAGCACCAGGAUCAUGAUGGAUGCAAUUUUCUCCAUUUCUUGAGACUGUCAAACUCUGGGCUUGAAAUUAAUCGGGGUCGCACUGAGUGGAGGAAAUUACGUCGGUGAGGUAUUUUAUUAAAUUAUGUUCUUAAAAUUGUAUUGAACUUUUUUGUUCAGUUCUGUUUCUUUAUUUUUGUUGAGUAUGUAAUUUAGGAGGCUUGCCUCUCUGUUCCUGUGUUUUUGUUACUUUUGAUAAUGAAAAUUUUUAUAGGGUAAAAAACUUGUUAGUAGUUUUGAUUGAUAUUGCAGUCACUAUGAACUUACUACGUUGUACGUUGUGUGA
Molecule: messenger RNA, 1379 nt
Organism: Asparagus officinalis (garden asparagus)
Lineage: Eukaryota; Viridiplantae; Streptophyta; Magnoliopsida; Asparagales; Asparagaceae
Product: oleoyl-acyl carrier protein thioesterase 1, chloroplastic-like
Exons: 7
Coding region: 53-1162 (369 amino acids)
Biological process (GO): fatty acid biosynthetic process
Molecular function (GO): acyl carrier activity; fatty acyl-[ACP] hydrolase activity
Source: RefSeq, a predicted model, not a curated record